This is a messenger RNA of Trypanosoma grayi, 820 nucleotides long. Its product is annotated as retrotransposon hot spot (RHS) protein. The record is from RefSeq and is a predicted model, not a curated record. The annotation marks the transcript as partial. The transcript has a single exon. NCBI's taxonomy places the organism in Eukaryota, Euglenozoa, Kinetoplastea, Trypanosomatida, Trypanosomatidae.
UGGGUGCUGUGGUAGACCUCUCUCUUACUGUGAGGGGAUAUAUAAUUUACGAUGUGGCAAAGCAAGGAAGUGAACCUCACCACGCUUUGCCUCCCACUGCUUGGGGCAUGAUUCUUUUGAGCUCUCCAAACGAGGACAACUUCAAGGGAUGGGAGAAGCAGUGGGAAGCACUGCGUAUCAUAAUAGAUUGCCAUAAGAAGAGUGAACUGAAAGCGAGGUGUGUGUGGAUACACCGCGAUAAAGCAGAGGAGGAACAACAGAAAGAAUGGAACGUUGUGGAAGAGCGCAUAAGCAAUGUGGGACCGAUUCCCCGCCACAUUUUUUGUAGUAAAAUUAAGUACAAUGGUCGUGUGAAGGCGGUUGGAAAGGCAUUGACCUGUAUCACACCAUCCAAUGCUGAGCUAUACUUUGGAGUGAACAAAGAAGAUUCUUGGCAAGGCAAAGAUCCCUGCCACAAGCUUGUGAAAAUCACUCGGUAUUCCGCGCCGGAGGAAGCUGAGUGUUACUGCAACGAUCCGCUGGCACCUGCUAUAAGGAAAGCAAUAAAGGACCGGGUCGGAGAUGCUGUUGACACCUCCGCUGUUCUGAUGUCAUUGUUGCUUCCAUUUGAUGAGAUGGUGCCGAAAAUCAUGGAGAAAUUUGCAGUUGCGGCAUUUUUGCACGAGGAGUUCGUGAAAAGAGUACACAAGAAACUCAAACAGAUUAUUCCAGAAGGGUCAAGACGGAGGAAGAGGUGUGUCUUGGAGAAUAACUUUCAAGUCCACCCUGCUUCCCAAAAGGGAAUCCCAAUACUUGCAUCUCUUCAGAACGAAAUGAGUAA